GCUUUCUCCAAAUCUAGGGUUCCAGCCUUCGGGGAACAAAAGAAAAAAUUAAGGACAAUGCCGGUUAAGAAGUUCAAGCAACACAUACUUGAAGAAAUGACACUCAGAAUUCUCCACAGGCUUCCAGUAAAAUCCUUAAUCAGAUUCAGCUGCGUUUCAAAACAGUGGCUUUCGACAAUAAUCCGUGAUCCGGAGUUUGCCAAAACCCACUACAAACUAGCGGGAGAGCAGCAAACCCUCAGCCACAGACUCCUCGUUUCCACCCAGACCUUCGGACUCGAAUCAAUAGACUUGGAAACAAGGUCGUUUGGAGACAAUUCUGGGGUUAGAAGGUUGAGCUCCCCAUUCAAUGAACCGGGACAUUUACGUUUUCUGGGAUCGUGCAAUGGUUUGGUCUUUGUAUGUCAGGGUUCUUAUGAAAAUAUGUCUAUUUGGAACCCGUCGACUGGGUUCCUCCACAACUUACAUUUUCCAGGUUUUUUGUCGCAAGGGGAACUAACAUUUUCCAACCAUGGUUUUGGUUAUGUCUCGGCCACUGACGACUACAAAGUUCUCGUUGCUUGUUAUGAGCGAGAAGGCGAUGAGGUGAUUGGUGAGUACUUGGUCUACUCAUUGAGAGGCAACGCCUGGGCAGCGAUUGAAGACCCUCCCCCUUAUUACCUCAAGACAGGCUACACACAGGGGGCUCUUUCAAAUGAGGCGCUCCAUUGGCUCGACCUAUUGGACGAACAACAUAGACAGCGUAUCCUGGCUGACGAAGAGGUGGGCGAAUUGGAGGAGGACGCAGAACUCUCCGACCUGGAGAUGAUGGACAUGGAUCAGAGGUAUUGGAUCCAUAUAGGGGUUUUUCUGGGAGGAUCCCUUUGUCUGUGGCUUUGGACGGCGGAUAAGAUGUAUAUCGAAUUCUGUGUGAUGAAAGAAUAUGGUGUUCAUGAAUCUUGGACUAAGCUAUUUAAGUAUAGUGUUGCCGAUGAUCUCGGUCUUCCUGAUAUUAAUCCAUUAAGGGGUUUGAAGACGGUGUUCCAUACUGAAAGUGGCACAGUUGUGGCGAUAUGCUAUGACAAAAUUGAGUUGAUAAGGAUUGAGAAGCUUGAAAACGUCGUCGUUACCAGUAGCCGAUAUCCAGCUGGGGAGGUUUUGGAAGAAGUGGUGCAAUAUGAUGAGAGCCUGCUUUCGCUUAUUGAGUACGAAAACCCAACACAAGGCGGAAAUGAAGAGCGGCAUUCAACCCAAAAUAAUGAAGAGGGGGCUUCCACCAAAAAUAAUGAAGAGGGGGCAUGA
Messenger RNA from Prunus avium (sweet cherry), 1281 nucleotides. NCBI's taxonomy places the organism in Eukaryota, Viridiplantae, Streptophyta, Magnoliopsida, Rosales, Rosaceae. The record is from RefSeq and is a predicted model, not a curated record.